Messenger RNA from Dermochelys coriacea (leatherback sea turtle), 3782 nucleotides. It is a transcript of the gene CTCF, whose product is annotated as CCCTC-binding factor. The coding region runs from base 192 to 2375 and encodes 727 amino acids. NCBI's taxonomy places the organism in Eukaryota, Metazoa, Chordata, Testudines, Dermochelyidae. The transcript is spliced from 11 exons. The record is from RefSeq and is a predicted model, not a curated record.
AAGGCAGUAUUUUCUAGUUUGCACUAAUCUGAUGCUGAAAGGAAGUGCCCUCAUGUUAAGUGGAUUUGGGAUUCCGUGGCACAAGAUAGAGUGAAACCUGAUGCAUAGUUAAAAUUCUCCAGGAUUUGCUGGUGCUGGACUGCAAAGACUCCAUAUUUGAUGGCUAAUUUAAUAUUGUGCAGGAAGGCAAAAUGGAAAGCGAGACAAUCGAAGCUAUUGGGGAGGAGUCCGAAACUUUCAUUAAGGGGAAAGAAAGAAAGACCUAUCAAAGACGUCGUGAAGGUGGGCAGGAGGAGGAUGCUUGCCAUAUACCACCGAACCAAGCAGAUGGGAGCGAAGUAGUGCAGGAUGUCAACAGUGGCGUGCAAAUGGUGAUGAUGGAACAGCUGGAUCCAACACUUCUUCAAAUGAAGACUGAAGUAAUGGAAGGCACAGUGGCUCAGGAAGCAGAGGCUACAGUAGAUGACACACAGAUAAUAACACUUCAGGUUGUUAAUAUGGAAGAACAGCCUAUAAACCUUGGUGAGCUUCAGCUUGUCCAAGUACCUGUUCCAGUGACUGUACCGGUUGCCACUACUUCUGUGGAAGAGCUUCAGGGAGCCUAUGAAAAUGAGGUUUCCAAAGGAGGCCUGCAGGAGGGAGAGCCUAUGAUCUGUCACACACUCCCUUUACCGGAAGGGUUCCAGGUAGUGAAAGUAGGUGCAAAUGGUGAGGUGGAGACACUAGAACAAGGUGAACUUCAGCCACAGGAAGAUCCCAAUUGGCAGAAAGAUCCAGACUAUCAGCCACCAGCCAAAAAAACAAAGAAAACCAAAAAGAGCAAGCUCCGCUACACUGAGGAAGGCAAAGAUGUGGAUGUGUCUGUGUAUGACUUCGAAGAAGAGCAGCAGGAGGGUUUGCUGUCUGAGGUUAAUGCAGAAAAGGUGGUGGGCAACAUGAAGCCCCCUAAACCAACAAAAAUCAAAAAGAAAGGUGUAAAGAAGACAUUCCAGUGCGAGCUGUGCAGUUAUACUUGUCCACGUCGUUCUAACUUGGACCGCCACAUGAAAAGCCACACUGAUGAAAGACCACACAAGUGCCAUCUCUGUGGUAGAGCUUUCCGGACAGUCACGCUGCUGAGGAACCACCUCAAUACUCACACAGGUACUCGCCCUCACAAGUGCCCAGACUGCGACAUGGCCUUUGUGACCAGUGGAGAGUUGGUUCGGCAUCGCCGUUACAAACAUACUCAUGAGAAACCAUUCAAAUGUUCGAUGUGCGACUAUGCUAGUGUAGAGGUCAGCAAAUUGAAACGCCACAUUCGCUCUCAUACUGGAGAGCGCCCAUUCCAGUGCAGCCUGUGCAGUUAUGCCAGCAGGGAUACUUACAAACUGAAGAGGCACAUGAGAACCCACUCUGGAGAGAAGCCUUAUGAAUGUUACAUCUGUCAUGCUCGCUUCACCCAGAGUGGCACCAUGAAAAUGCACAUUUUACAGAAGCACACAGAGAAUGUGGCCAAAUUUCACUGCCCCCACUGUGACACUGUCAUAGCAAGGAAGAGUGACUUGGGUGUUCAUUUGCGAAAGCAGCAUUCCUACAUUGAGCAGGGCAAGAAGUGCCGUUACUGUGAUGCUGUGUUCCACGAGCGAUACGCUCUCAUCCAGCAUCAGAAAUCUCACAAGAAUGAGAAGCGCUUCAAGUGUGACCAGUGUGAUUAUGCAUGCAGACAGGAGCGGCACAUGAUCAUGCACAAACGUACUCAUACUGGAGAAAAGCCUUAUGCCUGUAGCCAUUGUGAUAAAACCUUCCGUCAGAAACAGCUCCUCGAUAUGCACUUCAAACGUUACCAUGACCCCAACUUUGUCCCUGCUGCCUUUGUCUGUUCAAAGUGUGGGAAAACAUUCACUCGCAGGAACACCAUGGCUAGACAUGCAGAUAACUGUUCUGGCCCAGAUGGUGUAGAAGGAGAGAAUGGAGGGGAGCCUAAGAAGGGAAAACGUGGGAGAAAGAGAAAGAUGCGUUCUAAAAAAGAAGAUUCCUCUGAUAGUGAGGAAAAUGCUGAACCAGAUCUGGAUGACAAUGAAGAUGAGGAUGAGACAGCAGUAGAAAUUGAGGCUGAACCAGAAGUGGAGCCAGUGGCUCCCACACCACCUCCUGCUAAGAAACGAAGAGGAAGGCCGCCAGGCAAAGCCAACCAACCAAAACAACCCCAGCCUGCAGCAAUCAUUCAGGUUGAAGAUCAGAACACUGGUGCAAUUGAAAACAUUAUAGUUGAAGUAAAGAAAGAACCCGAUGCAGAAACAGUAGGGGAAGAAGAGGAAGCUCAGCCUGCUAUAGUGGAAGCUCCCAAUGGAGAUCUCACACCUGAGAUGAUUCUGAGCAUGAUGGACCGGUGAUGGAGGAAAAGGCCAAGCUUGCUGACUGAACUGGCCUGGGCUGUGUUUAAACGGCUCAAAUCUAUUUUUCCUUUUACCUUUUUUCUUGGCUUUGGGAAAUGCAUCAUUUUAGACCAUUUUACCAAACAUACUGGGAAAUAAAACUUCAAAAUGAUGUUAGAAUGUGAUUUAACUAGAACUUGCUGUUUUAUGUUAGCGUUACAGGAUCACGGAGCAUUAGGAUAUAUGUUGGAGUCCUUGAGGGUUUCCCGUGAGAUGCUCGAUUCAUUUUGCUCUGAACUGCGUUGUAAUGAUGGUCCAAGGACAGUGUUUACAUGUAACAAGUUUUAAUACACAAAAGUGGAAAAAUGGAAGCCCUGACUAGAGUAUGUGGUACACCACUCUGGACUUGCCCUUCGAGUUCCCAAAGUCCUCCAGCCUUCUUCUCCCAGUAGUGUUUUUAACUGUAAAUGCAGACUGGGGAGUGUUCUAAACUUUUAAAAUGCUUUUGGUUUUGCUUUGCCCCACUGACUAGCUCCGGUUCUCCGAAUCAGCCACACACGGUAGUUUUGGCAUGAUCCAACUGGUUUCUGUCCUCAUUAUGCUUUGCUCUGGACAAAGCAUUUCUGUAAUGGUCAAGCUUGUAAAUAACUUUUUUUUUUUUUUUUUUUUUUUUUACAUUUUAAUCUUUUUCCAUUAAUAAAGAGAGAUGAAAAAAUGCAGAUUAAGAAAAAAACCAGUGUUUUAAUUACUUGCAAAUUAAAUGACAAGAGAAUUGAUAGAGUGUAAAUGUUGGAAAAGCUGUUGAUAAACCAAUCACGUAGAAGAGAGAGGUACCCAGACUAUUGUUGCAAAACAGUGGAAGCCCACCCAUGAAAUCUGGUUUCAAAGCACAUGGAACUGGCAUUUAAAAUAUGUAUAAUUAACCUUUUCAGUUAUAACUUCACAACUACAUUUUCUUUGCUCUACUUUGUAGUUGUAUUUUGUGUUUAUGAAUCCUAUGUUAAGACAGAAGUGGUGAUUUACAGGUGGAUCACUGCAGCCCUGGAAACCUGGGCCAGGAAAUUUUACUAGGUCAGUAAUUAUAAAAUUUUGGAUCUCUGAUAAAAAGACAACAAAGGAAUAAUGUGAAAUACAAAUGAUGCCUGUAUAUGAACUGUCACGUUAAAAUAUGUAAGCUUUUUAUAGAGCCUCAGUCUUGCUGAUUUCAAACAAAUUUUUCUUCUAUGUAUCGCUUUUAAGAGAGCUAUCAGUUUAGCUAUCAGACUCUAGGUUGAUGCAUUUUUGUACUUAGCUGUACUGUGUGAUAUUUUUCAUUAUUUUAGAAAGCCAACAUGAGGAAAAAAACUGUUCUAAAAUAUGUAAUGGGGUUUGAAAGCUGGGAAGGAGAAUAUACUGCUGUACAGCUAAUAAAUAAUAAUGGAUUAA